Molecule: messenger RNA, 1679 nt
Organism: Mirounga angustirostris (Northern elephant seal)
Lineage: Eukaryota; Metazoa; Chordata; Mammalia; Carnivora; Phocidae
Gene: EPCIP
Product: exosomal polycystin 1 interacting protein
Exons: 1
Coding region: 1-660 (219 amino acids)
Source: RefSeq, a predicted model, not a curated record
AUGGCACCACCUUUGGGGCACAGCCUCCUUCUGGCCAGCACGCUGGGCAUCUUUGUACUCCACAGCUUCUCGAGUGGGCAGAAGAACAGCAUGCUGAUUUUCACGAAGGAAAACACCAUUUGGAACUGUAGCUGCUCUGCGGACGCCCAGGACUGUGACUACAGUUUGGCCAACCUGAGGUGCAGCUGCAACACCAUGCUACCUUUGGCCCUUGAGCAAGCCAGCCACAUCGACCAUCUGACCAUCUGGUUCACCGAUGCAUCUGCCCUGGGCCUCCUGUUGAACUUCACGCUGGUCCAGGACCUGAAGCUUUCUCUGUGCAGUACCAGCACUCUCCCCGCUGAGCACCUGGCCAUCUGUGGUCUGAAGAGGCUUCGCGUCAACACCGAGGCCAGGCGCCUGUCACCAGAGCAGAGCCUACUCAUCUACAACGGCGAGGAAAGUGAACCCAGACAGAAGCCUGUGUGGUUUCGAAGAGGCUGGCAAACAUAUAUGUACAUCUCAUUCUUAGAUAUGGCACUUUUCAACAGGAGGUCAUCCUUAAAAGCCUACAGUAUUGAAGACGUUGCCCGCAUUGCCAACCAUUUUCCUUACUUGUCUUACUUCGAAACCUUCCCGAUUUUAAGCAAUAGGAGCUAUGUCAUCACGUUCAUUUACUAACGUUGUAAAAGAGGCCAACCGCCAGGAACUUUGGCACACUAUGGAUAACUUGAACAAGGAAUCUGGGAACGAGGCCAUGGGUAGCCUUACCUACAACUUCACCUGUCUGCCCAGCCCCCAUUCACCACAGAGCCACACGUACAACCAGCCCUCUCUGCUCUCCUCUCUGCCCAACCACGGGAGCUGUUUCGAGAAACAAAAGAAAAAGAAACAAACAAACAAACAAACAAAACCACCCCCCAAAACCAACCAAACAAACAGAACGACUUGAGUCCAGAAGGUCUUAAGAGCAGCCAGAGGUUGGGUCUGUGGAGAAAUAUCAGAUCAGAAAUGGAGAAAGCGCACACCAAGGACUGCCUAGAGGAACUCAGCACAGAGGAUGACCCCCAAGGAAGGUAUCUUCCUUCAAAAUACUGCCUUCAUUUCUUUUCUGCUUCCUUUUGUUGCUUUGACUGGACUUCCCCUAAGAAGAGGAUAGAUUUCAGAGGCUUCAGGACUGUGAGUCCCACAAAAUGAUUAGGUUCUCUUAGACUGGUAUUUCCCAAAUAUCUCUUAGACUGAUACUCGCUAAGAAUAUAUGCGCUGAGGAAGGGGAGUUUCGAGAGUGGAACAGGUCAGGUUAGGGUGGGACCUUAGGACCAAAUGAGAGCAUUAGGGUUCGAGGAGUGUGAUACAGAAAUGAAAACCAGAGCACACAAAACCCAAUGGCAUAUAUCUCAAAAUUUUGCUUAGAGCAAGGCCUAAACCCAGGGAGUUUCUCUCUUGUAUCCCUUUUCUUUCAUUCUUUCUUUCUUUGCCUUCUUCUAUCUUUGUCCCCACUGUACCACUUCGCCUUUCUCCUCCCAUUUUCCUCAUCCCCCCUUCUUCUGCUCCAGAAAUAAGAACUUAGAUUAGUACCAUUAGAACUGCAUUUAACACCACCAGGGGCUAGCCUGGGAAUCUAAUAAUCAUGUAUAACGUUACGGACAAAAAUGCUCAUAUGACUAAAAGAUAAUUAACAAAAGAAAUUUUAGGGCUCA